AUGUUGCUAUCGCGCUCUGGCUCGCGUACUGCAUCUAUCUAUAGCUGCUAUCUCCAAUCAUUUGCCUUCCUCAUCAUGCCCAACAUCUCCGAGCAAGUAAACCAGGUCGAACAAGCUUUAGAAACGAAAGCUGGCGGUGCCGCCGGAAUCCUGGACGACCCAACUCAAGACUCAAGCCUUAGAUACGCAGCAUACGCUAAUAGGUUUCGGACAAUUCUUCUUGCCUCUCAUCGGUAUGUUGCCUAUACUUCUGAUAUUGGUGAGUCUUUUCGUCCUGUUGCCCACCCAUACCUUGUGAAGCUUGGUUAUGGAGUGUCGUGGCUUUAUAUCAUUGGGGAUGUGCUGUAUCUGUCAUGGAAGGCAAAGAUGAAAGCAGAAGGUCGGUACACCGCUGACUUGAAACCAUGGAAUUUUCCAUACCCUCCAGCAAAUCCUGUGGCAGCCCAGAUCUACCGAGAUGGUGCCAGCGAUAAGCUUGUAGACACCGACUGGCGGUUGGUGGGACUCAAACGAGGCAUUUUCCAGUCCAUUGCAUCGAUGGGACUUCCCGCUUUCACGAUCCAUUCUGCUGUGCGGUACUCGUCGCUUAUGUUUAAGAACACUAAAAUCAAACAAUUGCGUACGUAUGGACCCGUGGGCGUGGGGUUGGGUAUAGUUCCGCUUUUGCCAUAUGUAUUUGACGAGCCGGUGGAAAUGGUGGUCGAUUGGGUUUUCGACAAGGGCGAGGAGAUGUUUAGAGAGAAAUAG
This is a messenger RNA of Meyerozyma guilliermondii ATCC 6260, 747 nucleotides long. RefSeq lists its product as uncharacterized. Bases 1 to 747 code for a protein of 248 amino acids. Gene Ontology annotation, cellular component: mitochondrion. Lineage: Eukaryota; Fungi; Ascomycota; Pichiomycetes; Serinales; Debaryomycetaceae. The transcript has a single exon. Gene Ontology annotation, biological process: mitochondrial fission. The record is from RefSeq and is a predicted model, not a curated record.